This is a messenger RNA of Solea solea (common sole), 4313 nucleotides long. RefSeq names its product peroxisome proliferator-activated receptor gamma coactivator-related protein 1-like. NCBI's taxonomy places the organism in Eukaryota, Metazoa, Chordata, Actinopteri, Pleuronectiformes, Soleidae. Gene Ontology annotation, biological process: positive regulation of transcription by RNA polymerase II. Gene Ontology annotation, molecular function: RNA binding; transcription factor binding. The transcript is spliced from 11 exons. Bases 596 to 4126 code for a protein of 1176 amino acids. The record is from RefSeq and is a predicted model, not a curated record. Gene Ontology annotation, cellular component: nucleus.
UGGGUGUUAUUGCUGUUGUGGCUAUAAACAUCCUUUCAAUUAUGACUUGUUUUUAUUGAUGACUUCAUCAAGGCAUGUUCAUAUCAGUUUGCUACACAAUUACAAAAGAGGAUUUGGCCACAGUCAUUUUAUGUGUUAGUACAUUUUUAAAAGUAAGAAAAUAUGACAUUAAAGUCAGAAUUCUGACUUUUUCCCCCCCUUCUAUCUGUCAUAGAUUAAAGUAAAAAUUGUCUUUAGUGCAAGUCUGUCUUUAAUCCAGGCUUUUAAAAAAAACAUAUAGUACAUGUUCUUUCAUGUCUUUAUUAAUCCCCGGGGAGAGGUUAAAUUAUAUUUUCUCAUGGUAGUACAUUGUGAACAUUUAGAUUAUACGAGUCUUCACAGUAGUGUCUGUAUAGUUUUAAAUAGGAAGCUAAACGUUAAUGGUACGUGUAUCUGACCUGGGAUCAGAUACUCACUCCGCUCCUCGCUCUCGCUCGUGGGCCCGGUGGUCACAGGCGGAUCUGAGGUCGGUGUUGUGCUCUCCGCGUGCUUUCAGAGCCGGUGACCACGUGUCUCUGUCCGGCCUGCCAGCGGUGGGGCCAUGUGGUGCAGCAAGAUGGCGGCGCGGUGGAGAGGGAAAGAGGUGGAUUUAAACGCAGACAACGGCGACUUUCUGGCCUUCAACACUUCCAACGAGCUACUCCUGAAUAAAGGUGAUGAAGGUGUGGACAUGGACUCACAGUCCUGCACAGAUCACUCCAUCCUGUCCAUCUUUGACGAUCCCACAGUCGCAUCAGAGGGUAAGAGUGGAGUGGAGGAGGAGAAUGAGUCCUUGCUGUCAGCUUUGACCGAGAUGCUGGACAGUGUGGAGGACGACGAUGCGACCCUGUCUCCUUUUGAUGUUCUUCCAGACACCAAACUCCUCACCAGCACAGGGAGCAGGGACAUUUCAGUGGUGAAUUUACUCAGUGGCAGAGCUACACCAGGACCCAAAUUACCAACCACAAUUUUCACAAAUAAAAGAAGAGGAAAAAAGGAAGAUGAGAACAAAAUUCACUGCAACAGCCUCCCACACAUGCUCACGCAGCAAACCCCAACAGUCUGUCACUCCAAAACUGACAAGUUGGAGAAUGAAGUUGAGGUUUUCACCUCGACCUCUCUCGUCAACCUGGUUAAGCUCAUGCACCCGUACUGUCUGAAGCUGCAUGUGGAGGAGGAGAGCACACAGAGGAAGAACUGCACAUUAUUCACCCAGGGAGAGGUGUGGAGGUACGAGAGGCCCACUGAAGAGAGCGAUGAAGAGAUAAAUGUUGUGUCAGAUGACGAGGAACCUGUGAAAGAGACAAAGCGGAAUGGGGAGAGAGAUGAAAAGAGAGAUGACGGGAGAUUUCUGAAGAGUGUGCUGCUGAAUGGAAACUCACCCAGAGCGCCACCAUCCAGAAAGAAGAAAAGAGUGAGCUUUGGCCCCAUUCAAGUGGCUUCUUUUAACACAUCGGAAGAGGAGAGUUUGAAUGAGACAAAUGAAACAGGUGAGGCUGUGUCACUUCCCCCAAACAGCCCACAGGCACUUGUAAAUUCAGCUGGGCCAGCACUCGAACCUCAAGCAACGUGCUCAGAGGAGAAGUGUGACAAAGAGGAUUCGGUGCUACCAAAAGGUGAGACAAAAGCAAAAUCACUGAGCCUCCAACAGUACAGACAGCUUCGCCAGAAGAGACAGCCCCUGGUGGAGAAAAAAGGUAACAACGCAACCAAGUGGCCCUCUCUUCCUGAGCCCCCCACGGAGUUGACCCCCAUCCUCUGUUUCGUGGCACAAAAGACAGCACAUCAAUAUCCAGACUUAUCUAGCACUCAUCAUCAACAACAUAAACCCGGAAACAAUGCCCCUCUUUCACUGAGGCCAAGCUCCUCUCAGGUAAAAGCAUCAACUCCUCUGAACUGCAGCAGAUUAAAGCGCCCAAGACCUGAAUCCAAAUCCCUCUCACCCGAUAGUCCACUGCCAGAUGCCACAGCUCACCCACAUGUGAAGAUCCCCAAAGGCAUCAAAAGUCCUGUAAAGAAACCAUUGUUGGUCAGUAGCGAUCCUCCCAACCCGGUCCUCGUCCCCCUGCCAGUUUGUCAAACAGCAUCACCAGCCACUGCCCUCUUGUCACCAGAGUCUAAAGUGGAGUUCACCAUCGUAGAGUCUGAAAGCUCCACACCCUCACAAAAACCCCAACGGGAAUCCUCAGCGUCUUCUCUUCAAAAACUGCCGACAUCCUCGGAGCGAAAACCUCAGCUGCUGCUAGUAAAGCAACACAACCCCAACCUCCUGCAGGACAGUCGAACCAAAAUGGUCUCAGGUGUGUCCUCCAGAUGUCCACUACCACCACCACCGCUAUGUCCUCCUGCCACGAUACAAACUCAGUCUGAGCUGGAACCAAAGACUCCUCACUUACCAAGUGCAGUCACAGUGAAGCAAAUAAGGUGUUCCUCCUCCUCCUCGCCAACUUCACCCACAGAUGCUCCCAUUCAGAUGAAGAGGGCGGUGUCUUCUCCUGAGGAAACACAGGCCACUCUUCAGGUUGACUGUCCAGCACAGAGUGCAAUAUCUGACUCAGGAAUUGUGGCCACUGAUCUGACCAGCCUGCUGGAGCAGUUUGAGGAAACACAAGCUAAAGAGGAGAGAGUUUGUGAGAAUGCGAUAAGUACGACUCCAGCUUCACGUCUACAAAUAGACGGACAACUGGAGCUGCAAGGAAAUCUGUCCGUGGCUUCAAAAAAGACCUCCAGAAUAUCCACAACCUCCUCAGUGGAAUCACUUGAACUACAAUCUCUCAGGAAUCCGCCACAACUCAAGCCACUGGAGCGCGUGGACGUCCCAGAGCCCCUCGGCACUGAAAUCAUCCUCAGCACUCAGCAGGAGCAGCCUGCAAAACGCAAGACUUCCACAUCCAAAGCCAUUCAGAUCAUUGACCCACGCCCGCUACCAUCCAGGAAAACUCACGUUAGCACUUCAGAGCCUCCUUCUCCUCACAUGUAUUUAUCUGUAUGCGCUGAUCACGACUACUGUAGGUCUGUGGAUCAUUCACUGACAGGUGCUACACAGCGUAGCAGAACUAAGCCUUCUCCACUCAAGGAUGUUUCUAAGAUUACUCAUGAAUUUCAGGUAAAUUCUUUGGACUCAGGUGCUGCUGCUGCUGCUGAGUGGAACACACAGACCUCAACUGGACACACAAAGUGUGUGACACAACAUCACUCUGAGCAACCCACAGAAGAAGUUUUGCACUUUUCCGACUGUGCUGCUGUUGCUGCUGCUGCAGGGGAUAAAAGUGACGAUAAGGCAGCUCCAUACACUCUUCCUACCCCUCCACCCAGCCCUCCUAACAGAGGGAGGGAGAGGAGGAGAUAUCAGAGAAGAUCCCCUCGUUCUGACUCCAGCUCCAGCUCACAUUGCUCCUCCUGCUCCUGCUCCUCAUCGUCGUCUUCCUCCAGCACAUCUCGCUCUCCAAAAAGACGGAGGCUCCAUCACAGGCGCUCAGAGAGCAGCUCCUGUUCCUCGUCACCCUGUCGCUCCAUCUCCCGCUCACCACCUCGACGCUACAGGCUCGCCCGCUCCAGGUCGACAUGCAGUAGGUCCAGAUCCAGGUCUUGGUCACAGUCCAGGUCCCCAUCCAGAUCCAGAUCACCGUCCCCGCGGGUUUGCCUCAGGCGGUGGAAAGAUGUUUACAGCAGCAAAGAGUCCAGGAGGCUCAGGAGAGAACACGAGAUAAGGAUUCAAAAACUUAAAGCCAUAGAUGAGCGCAGGGUGGUGUACGUGGGUCGUAUCAGCAGGUCAAUGACACACGGCGAACUGAGAGAGCGCUUCACUCAGUUUGGAGAGGUGGAGUGUGUGUCGCUUCACUUCAGAGACAGAGGUGACCACUACGGCUUUGUCACGUUCUACAACAUGGACGAUGCCUUCGCAGCCAUCGAUAAUGCCUAUAAAUUGAGGAAGCCCAACGAGCUGCCGUUUGACCUUUGCUUUGGCGGCAGACGACAGUUCUGCAACUCCAACUACGCAGAUCUUGACGCGUCCAGAGACGCUGACUCGUCUGCUGCCAUGAACAGGUUUAAGGACGUGGACUUUGAUUCAUUGUUGAAACAAGCCCAGAGAGGAUUAAACACGUAGCACAGCGGUGAACUGGAUGAGCGACAACGAUGAAAAGAACUCUUUCCGUGAACUUCAGAGGGUUUUUCUCGCUCGUGUUUAUGUAGCAAAUGUUUGUAUGUCAGUGUUGUUGUUUUUUUCCAUGUUUUGACUCUUAAUAUGCAUGCAGUUUUCAUGUCUGCAGUAAAUAUAAACUUAUGGAGCACUC